Eutrema salsugineum is the source of this 2282-nucleotide messenger RNA. RefSeq names its product phosphoinositide phospholipase C 2. The record is from RefSeq and is a predicted model, not a curated record. Gene Ontology annotation, biological process: lipid metabolic process; phosphatidylinositol-mediated signaling. Bases 189 to 1961 code for a protein of 590 amino acids. The transcript is spliced from 9 exons. NCBI's taxonomy places the organism in Eukaryota, Viridiplantae, Streptophyta, Magnoliopsida, Brassicales, Brassicaceae. Gene Ontology annotation, molecular function: phosphatidylinositol-4,5-bisphosphate phospholipase C activity.
GAGAGAUUGAAGAUCUCUUCGAGAAGGUUGCAAGAUUGAUUACAUGGGGGUGGGUACAUUUCAUUAAAGGAUAUACAAACAAGAAGAAGAUAAUUCUGGUCGAACGCAAACCCUAAAAAAAAGCAAUUAUUCUGACUUGCUUCAUCGUCUUCGUCUCCGAUUCCAAGGAUCCGUCGUUCCCUUUCCUCAUGUCGAAGCAAACGUACAGAGUAUGUUUCUGCUUUCGCCGGAGGUUUCGGUAUACUGCAUCGGAGGCACCGCGUGAGAUCAAGACCAUUUUCGAAAAGUACUCGGAGAAUGGGGUUAUGACCGUCGAUCAUCUCCACAGGUUUCUGAUCGAUGUUCAGAAGCAAGAUAAAGCCACCAGAGAGGAUGCACAGUCAAUUAUCAAUGCCGCCUCUUCUCUUCUGCAUCGUAAUGGUCUCCACCUUGAUGCUUUCUUCAAGUACCUUUUUGGUGAGAAUAACCCUCCACUUGCUCUACGUGAGGUGCAUCAAGACAUGGAUGCUCCUAUUUCGCAUUAUUUCAUAUUCACUGGUCAUAAUUCUUAUUUGACCGGUAAUCAGCUGAGCAGUGACUGCAGUGAGGUACCUAUUAUAGAUGCAUUGAAGAAAGGUGUCAGGGUUAUUGAAUUGGAUAUAUGGCCCAACUCCAACAAAAAUGAUAUCGAUGUUCUUCACGGAAGGACUCUCACUGCACCUGUGGAGUUAAUCAAAUGUCUAAAGGCUAUCAGAGCACAUGCCUUUGAUGUCUCCGACUAUCCUGUCGUUGUGACUCUUGAAGAUCAUCUUACUCCAGAACUUCAGGCCAAAGUUGCUGAGAUGGUUACCCAGAUAUUUGGGGAAAUCUUGUUUACUCCUCCUGUUGGAGAAUCUUUGAAGGAGUUUCCAUCGCCAAAUUCUUUAAAGAGGCGGAUCAUCAUCUCAACAAAACCCCCGAAAGAGUACAAGGAAGGAAAAGAUGAGGAUGUGGUGCAGAAAGGUAAAGCCUUGGGUGAUGAAGAACUUUGGGGGAGAGAAGUUCCGAGCUUUAUUCAGAGGAACAAAAGUGGUAACAAGGAUGACUUGGGUGAUAACGAUGAUGAUGAUGAUGAUGAUGAUGAUGAUGAUGACGACGAAGAUGAUGAUGGAGAGAAGUUAAAGAAAAAUGCACCACCCCAAUAUAAACAUCUGAUUGCAAUCCAUGCUGGGAAACCAAAAGGCGGAAUUACUGAGUGUUUAAAGGUAGAUCCUGACAAGGUUAGACGCCUUAGCUUGAGCGAAGAACAACUUGAAAAGGCAGCAGAAAAAUAUGCGAAACAGAUUGUGAGGUUUACUCAGCGAAAUUUGCUGAGGAUUUACCCAAAAGGAACUAGAGUUACUUCAUCAAAUUACAACCCAUUGGUUGGCUGGAGCCACGGUGCUCAAAUGGUGGCUUUCAAUAUGCAGGGAUAUGGAAGAUCAUUGUGGCUAAUGCAAGGAAUGUUUAGAGCAAAUGGCGGAUGUGGAUACAUCAAGAAACCCGAUAUUCUGCUGAAAGGUGGCUCGGAUAAUGACAUCUUUGACCCAAAAGCUACUCUACCUGUAAAAACAACACUGAGGGUAACUAUAUACAUGGGAGAAGGAUGGUACUUUGAUUUCCGCCACACCCACUUCGAUCAGUAUUCACCUCCUGACUUCUAUACGAGGGUAGGGAUAGCUGGAGUUCCAGUGGAUACAGUUAUGAAGAAGACGAAGACGUUGGAGGAUAAUUGGAUACCAGCUUGGGAUGAGGUAUUUGAGUUCCCAUUAACCGUUCCAGAGCUGGCUCUACUGCGGUUAGAAGUGCAUGAGUAUGACAUGUCAGAGAAAGAUGAUUUUGGAGGACAGACAUGCCUGCCGGUUUGGGAGCUACAGGAAGGAAUAAGAGCAUUUCCUUUACACAGCCGCAAAGGGGAGAAGUACAAGUCUGUGAAGCUUCUGGUGAGGUGUGAGUUUGUGUGAUAACUGAGAUACGGCAUUGGGUUGUGUCAAACACUUUGAACUGGUCCGGUAAGUAUUAAGUGCCACGAGUUUAUGACAUCUAUGUAUUAAGUACCACGAGAGUUUGUGAAUUUCGGUUCGGAGGAUUUGGUGUGGGUGUGUUAUUAUGUGUGUGUGUGGGAGCGAAUGUAUGGUUGCUUGAUUUGUUGUGUGUAAUAUUGUGUACAGUACAGUAAAAGGCAAGAGCGACGGUCUUGUCUCCUGUGUUGUAUUAUAUAGUAGCUGAGGUGUGACACUGUAUUUGAAACUAUUUUAUCAUGAUUAUGGUUUGUGUUUUACUUG